AUGGCAAUAAAGGCAACACAUCUAGAGGUGGUGAGCGAUUUAUCGUCUGACGGUUUCCUGGCGGCGUUGCGACGAUUCGCUGCUAGACGUGGAUUGCCGGCCCAUAUCCACACUGACAACGGAACUAACUUUGUGGGCGCAAACAGUCAGUUAAAGGAAGUGUACGCCUUAUUUAAUUCGGAGAAACACAAAAAUUGUGUAGAAAGAUUCGCUAGCGAACAUCGCAUUAAGUGGCACUUCAUACCGCCAAUAGCACCGCACUUCGGCGGGUUAUGGGAAUCCACGGUAAAGUUGUUCAAACAUCACUUCCGUAGAGUGGUGGGCGACUCCUUAUUCACAUUCGAGGAGUUAAAUACGUUUGUAGUUGAGGUCGAAGGUGUCCUAAAUUCCAGACCUAUCACCUCCCUUUCCUCCGAUCCGAACGAUAUGUUGGUGUUAACACCGGCUCAUUACUUAAUUGGAAAGCCGCUAACGACCCUCCCGGAGGGCGAUUUAUCGUCUGUUCCAGCUAAUCGGUUGUCUUGCUGGAAACAUAUCACGAAGGUACGGCAAGACUUCUGGGCUCGAUGGUAUCUUGAAUACCUAAACGAGUGUCAAAAACGUCAAAGGUGGGACAAAGACGGACCGAAACUGAAGGUUGGAACAGUCGCACUCAUAAAGGAUAAGAACCUGCCGUGUUCACAAUGGGCAAUGGGUAAAAUCACCGAGCUACACCCAGGCGAGGACGGCGUAGCGCGGGCGGCCACCAUCCAAACGGCCACCGGGGAACUAAAGAGGACAACUAAGCUGCUGUGCCCAUUGCCAAUCGACUAA
Messenger RNA from Vollenhovia emeryi, 813 nucleotides. RefSeq lists its product as uncharacterized. NCBI's taxonomy places the organism in Eukaryota, Metazoa, Arthropoda, Insecta, Hymenoptera, Formicidae. The coding region runs from base 1 to 813 and encodes 270 amino acids. The record is from RefSeq and is a predicted model, not a curated record. The transcript has a single exon. Gene Ontology annotation, molecular function: nucleic acid binding. Gene Ontology annotation, biological process: DNA integration.